AUGUCAAACUGUCCCUUAACCGAAUUGUCCAAAGAUUUUGGUCUGCUUCUUGAUAAUGGUUACAAUUCUGAUGUGAUCAUUCAAGCAGGAGAUGGAAACGAUAUUAAAGAAUUUCGUGUGCAUUCGCUUAUUCUGAGUGCACGAUCACAAUAUUUUCGCACUGCUUUAUCGAAUAUUUGGGCUCGAAAAAAAGGAAAUGAUGCCGUUCUCAAAAAACCGAAUGUUACUCCAAAAAUCUUUCAGUUGCUAUUAAAUUAUUUGUAUACAGGAGUCAUAAAUUUUGAUUCUUUGGAUGGAAUUAUAAUCUUACAAAUCUUAAUUGCUGCUGAUGAAUUAAACUUAGGUCCUCUUUUAAAUCGUGUUAAUGAUUACUUGAUUAGUAAACAUGCUGAAUUCUUACGAAAAGAUCCUGGUCAAAUACUUAAAAUCAUCUUUAAAUAUGAGUCUUGUUCAAAAUUAAGAAAUUAUUGCCUUGAAACAAUUAGUGAAUUUCCGGAAAUACUUUUUAGUUCGACUGAUUUUCUAUCUUUGGAUAAAUCAAUAUUUCUCCUUCUUCUUGAACGUGACGAAUUAAAAAUGGAAAAUAUAGAGAUCUGGAAAUAUAUGUUAACAUGGGGUGCCGCUCAAAUAUCAAAUACUUUCACCAUAAAUAAUGUAUCACAAGAUAUUUCUUGGUUAAAAGAUUUACUUCAAGAUAUCGAUAUUUCUUCGUUAAAAGAUUUACUUCAAGAUCUAAUUCCAUUAAUUAAAUGGCUUGAAAUUUCUUCUGCUGCAUUUUGGCAAAACGUUGUUCCUUUCAAAGAAAUUUUUCCGGAUGAUCUUUUAUGGGCUAUCAUAGGUUGUCAUCUUGAUCCUACUGAUGAAUCUAUCUUAAAAUCGUUACCUCAGAGAUGUUUAAAAAGUCUACCAUUAUUUGAUUCCGUAAUCUUUGAUUCCAAGCGUUUUUCGAUUAUCACAAGUUGGAUUGAAAAGCAAGAUAUAAAUCAUUUCGAAAAAAGAAACCUUCCUUACUCAUUCUCACUUUUACUCCGUUCUUCUCGAGAUGGUAUAUCAUCUGAUAAGUUUCAUCAGUUAUGUGAUAAUAAAGGUCCUAUCUUAAUGAUCUCAAAAAUUCGUCACAAUGGACAAAUAGUCGGUGGAUAUUGUCCAAUUGAUUUAAAACCUGGUUCAGUCGUGCGCCAACAUGAAAGUUGGUUGGCUUCACCUGAUAGCUUUGUAUUCUGCUUUACCAACACUAAUUAUUGUCUUUCUAGAGUUGUGGAUCCUCAAAAAGCUAUUCAUUAUAAUCCACAUACAUGCAUAGGAUUUGGUAAUCAAGAUAUCUUGCUUAACAACAACCAAAUACGUAGUCUUUCUGAAUCUUGUUAUUCGAAUGUUAGAAGUGUUUUACGAGGUACUCACCCUUUAGAUGAUUAUGAAGUUUUCCAAGUAAUUAGGAAAUGA
Messenger RNA from Cetraspora pellucida, 1443 nucleotides. The record is from the annotation of a GenBank genome assembly. Lineage: Eukaryota; Fungi; Glomeromycota; Glomeromycetes; Diversisporales; Gigasporaceae.